AUGCCCGUGUCGUCAAAGUUUCGUUUACCUCAGCUUGAGUCGUUCGACGGACUCAGAGACCCUCAAGAUCACCUUAAUACCUUCAAGACGACGCUAGGUCUUCAACAGCCACCCGACGAGAUAUUGUGUCGUUCUUUUCCCACCACUCUCAAAAGAGCUACAAGGGAAUGGUUCACAAAGUUGCCGACAUCGUCCGUGGACAACUUUGAGCAAUUGAACAAUGCCUUCUUGCGUCAUUUCAUAGGGGGGCAGCGUCCAAAGAGGCCGGCAGACCACUUACUCACCAUUAGACAGGGAGAGAAGGAAACCCUAAGGUCGUACAUGAAACGCUUUACUCGGGAGACUCUAGAGGUGGACGAAGCUGAUGACAAGGUGCAACUGAUGACCUUCAAAGUAGGACUGAGAUCCAGAGAUCUCCUGGCUUCACUUGCGAAGAAUCCACCAAAGACAAUGGCAGAGAUGCUCCUGAAGGCACAGAAGUACAUGAACGCUGAAUAUGCUUUAGCCGCGAUAAAGGAUGUGGAAAAGACCCUACCCAAGGGAAACUCGGCCCAACCUGGGAAGGACCCUACCGGGUCGCCCAUUACUCCAGACAAGGUAGUUAUCACUUGGAGACCAUAG
Molecule: messenger RNA, 621 nt
Organism: Quercus lobata
Lineage: Eukaryota; Viridiplantae; Streptophyta; Magnoliopsida; Fagales; Fagaceae
Exons: 1
Coding region: 1-621 (206 amino acids)
Source: RefSeq, a predicted model, not a curated record